Plasmodium gallinaceum is the source of this 2439-nucleotide messenger RNA. RefSeq names its product glutamine--tRNA ligase, putative. Gene Ontology annotation, molecular function: ATP binding; glutamine-tRNA ligase activity. Bases 1 to 2439 code for a protein of 812 amino acids. Gene Ontology annotation, cellular component: cytosol; cytoplasm. The transcript has a single exon. The record is from RefSeq and is a predicted model, not a curated record. Lineage: Eukaryota; Apicomplexa; Aconoidasida; Haemosporida; Plasmodiidae. Gene Ontology annotation, biological process: translation; glutaminyl-tRNA aminoacylation.
AUGGAAUAUAUAGAAAAGAUAUAUAUUAAAAAUAAAUUAGAAUUGUCUGAGAAUUUUCACUACUUCUAUAAUUGGUUCAAAUUUAAUUUUGGUAUAUCUUUGAUAGUAAGUGAAAAUAGUAGUUUAAAGAAUAGUAUAAUAUUAGAAUUAGAAAAUAACAAAAAACUUAUAUUGAAUGAGAUAAAUAGUUGUGAAGCAAUAUUUCUGUUAAGUAGUAACAAUGAUGAUGAAGACUAUUAUAAUUUGUUAGAGAAAGAGGAAUUAAAAUAUUAUUUAAAAGAUUAUAUAUUAGGAAAAAAAAAAAUAAAUGAAGAUUUUUAUGAAAAAAUAGAAAACGAAAUGAUAAAUAAAAAGUUUUUUUUGAGCGAUAAGUUACAUUUUGUUGAUUUCUUAUUAUUUUGUGUAUUUAAAAAACAUAAAGUUGAGAAUAUAAAAGAAAAAUAUAUAAAUAUAAGUAAAUGGUUUUCAAAGAACAAUGUCAAUAUUAAAGAAGGUGAUAUUAGCUCUAUUACAAAUACAAAUUUUAUACAACAAAUAAUUGAAGAUGAUUUAAAAAAGAAAAAGCAUAUACAAGUAAUAACAAGAUUUCCACCAGAACCUAAUGGCUAUCUCCAUUUAGGUCAUGCAAAAAGUAUAUGCUUAAAUUUUGGAUUGUCAGAAAAAUAUGGAGGUAGAACACAUUUACGAUUUGAUGACACCAAUCCAGUUACUGAAGAAAUAAGAUAUAUAGAAUCAAUAAAAGAAGAUGUUAAAUGGUUAGGAUUUGAUUGGAAGGAACAUUUAUAUUUUGCAUCUGAUUAUUUUGAUCAAUUAUAUGAAUGGGCAGUUCAAUUAAUAAAACAAGGAGAUGCUUACGUUGAUGAUCAAACUAUUGAAGAAAUAAGGAAAACUAGAGGAAGUUUAAAAGUACCAGGAGUAAAUUCACCAUAUAGAAAUAGAUCAGUUGAAGAAAAUUUAGAACUUUUUGAAAAAAUGAAAAAGGGAGAAUAUAAAGAAGGAGAAAGAGUAUUAAGAGCAAAGAUAGAUAUGACUUCAGGAAAUAUAAAUAUGCGUGACCCCAUAUUAUAUAGGAUUAUGCAUAAAGUUCAUCCAAAAAGUAAAGACAAAUGGGUUAUAUAUCCAAUGUAUGAUUUUGCUCAUGGUCAAUCUGAUUCUAUUGAAAAAAUUACACAUUCUAUAUGUACCUUAGAAUUUGAAACACAUAGACCUUUAUAUGAAUGGUUUCAAGAAAAAUUAAAUAUUUUUAGAACAAGACAAAUUGAAUUUGCUCGUUUAAAUUUAACAUAUAUGGUUAUGAGCAAAAGAAAAUUAUUAACUUUAGUUAAUGAAAAAUGGGUGAAAGACUGGGACGAUCCACGUAUGCCAACUAUAUCUGGUAUGAGAAGAAGAGGAUAUAGCCCAGAAGCUAUAAAAGAUUUUUGCAGCAAAGUAGGAGUAGCUAAAAGAGAAAAUAUGAUAUCGUUUGAUUUGUUAGAGCUAUGUGCUAGAGAAGAUAUGAAUAAAAAAGCUAUACGACUAUUUGGUGUAUUAAAACCAUUAAAAGUUGUUAUAACAAAUUUUGAUGAAAAUUUAUAUAAGAAUUCUGAUUUUUAUGUGUUAACUGCUUUAAAUCAUCCUAGAAAUGAUAAUAUGGGUAGCAGAACCAUAACAUUUGAAAAGGAAAUUUUUAUUGAUGAAGAAGAUUUUCAAGAAUUUCCUUCAGAAGAUUUUUAUCGUUUGGCACCAAAGAGAACAGUUCGAUUAAGAUAUGCAUUUUGUAUUACAUGUAAUGAAGUAAUUAAAGAUGAAAAGAAUAAUAUUAUAGAAUUAAGAUGUACAUAUGAUCACAAUAGCAAAAGUGGGACUUCUGAAAAUUCUAAAAAAGUUAAAUCUACAAUCCAUUGGGUAUCAAAAAAAAAUUCAAUCUUAUCAGAAUUUAGAAUAUAUGAUAAACUAUUUACAAAGGCUAAUCCUGAAUCUAAUGAUGAUGAUUACGAUAUUGAAAAAUAUAUGAAUAAUUUUAUUUUUGAAUUAAAUGAUAAUAAUAAUACGAAUAAUAAUUCACUUGAUUAUUCUUCCGAUUUUCAGAAAGAUAAUGAUAAUAAUAAAGAAGAAAACAUUAAUGAUAUAAAUAAUGUCGGAUGGAGAAAAUAUAUAAAUAAAAAUUCUUUAGUAAUUCAUAAAGGAUUAGUAGAAAAAUAUUCCAUGAAUUGUAAAGUAGGAGAUCCAAUACAAUUUGAAAGAAUUGGAUAUUUUACAAAAGAUAAUGAUUCUACUGAUGAUUUACCUGUUUUCAAUUUAACAGUAGCUUUAGUUGAUAAUUUUUCAUUAAAAAAGAAAAAAGAUGAAUUGAUUAAAAAAGAGAUGGAUAAAAUUAAAAGAGAAAAAAUUGCUAACGAAAGAAGGUUAAAAAAGGAAGAAAAAAAAAUUAGAGAACAAAAGAAAAAGGAACAAGUAUGA